AGAGGAAGCUCGUACGCAUGCGCGUUUUAAAUCCACGUCACAAGUUGCUAAAAGAUACGUGGCUCUUACAUCUCUCACGCUUCGUAUCGAGAAAGACCUCGAAAAAAGCAUAAACACCAUGGAUCAGGUAAUGCAGUUUGUGGAGCCCAGUCGGCAGUUCGUCAAAGACUCCAUACGACUUGUAAAGAGAUGCACAAAACCCGACAGGAAAGAAUUCCAGAAGAUCGCCAUGGCCACAGCGAUUGGGUUUGCCAUCAUGGGUUUCAUUGGCUUCUUUGUCAAACUCAUUCAUAUCCCCAUCAACAACAUCAUUGUUGGCGGUUAAUUACUGGUCAACAAAAAAAACAGAAACUUCAAUACUGGGGGAGAGGAGCCAAUGGUGUAAAGUGUUAAAUGGCACUGCUGUGACUGGGGACUGAAGGGAUGGCAUUUUUACAUUCUUUGCACAGCAUUUAUGUUUUGAUGUGUAAAUAAAACAAAUGUAAACUCA
Monopterus albus (swamp eel) is the source of this 490-nucleotide messenger RNA. RefSeq names its product SEC61 translocon subunit gamma (gene sec61g). NCBI's taxonomy places the organism in Eukaryota, Metazoa, Chordata, Actinopteri, Synbranchiformes, Synbranchidae. Gene Ontology annotation, molecular function: transmembrane protein transporter activity. The transcript is spliced from 4 exons. Gene Ontology annotation, cellular component: membrane. Gene Ontology annotation, biological process: protein targeting; intracellular protein transport. Bases 119 to 325 code for a protein of 68 amino acids. The record is from RefSeq and is a predicted model, not a curated record.